Molecule: messenger RNA, 2717 nt
Organism: Lobosporangium transversale
Lineage: Eukaryota; Fungi; Mortierellomycota; Mortierellomycetes; Mortierellales; Mortierellaceae
Product: ribonucleotide reductase
Exons: 4
Coding region: 225-2579 (784 amino acids)
Biological process (GO): DNA replication; deoxyribonucleotide biosynthetic process
Cellular component (GO): ribonucleoside-diphosphate reductase complex
Molecular function (GO): ATP binding; ribonucleoside-diphosphate reductase activity, thioredoxin disulfide as acceptor
Source: RefSeq, a predicted model, not a curated record
CCACUCUUUCCCUUUCCCUUUCCCUUUCCUUUCCUUUUUCUCUUUCUCUUUCUCUUUCUCUUUCUCUUUCUCUAUCUCUUUGGUCUUUGUGUCCCUUUGUUCACUCUGUUGUUUCUUGCUGUACUGUGUCAGUGACCUGGAAUACCCUUUCUUUCUUUCUUUCUCUCAUUUCUUAUUCCCAUAUCUUCAAUUCUCAUUUUAUUUCUUCUUCUUUUUCAACAGUCAUGUUUGUGUUUAAACGAGCAGGCCGCAAAGAGCGUGUUGCAUUUGACAAGAUUACGGCUAGAAUCGUCAAGCUUUGUUAUGGCCUCGACAUGAACUUUGUGGACCCUGUCCAGGUUACUCAAAAGGUCAUCUCAGGUGUCUAUCAAGGUGUCAGCACUGUUGAACUCGACAACCUCGCUGCGGAAACGGCAGCUUACAUGACCACAAAGCAUCCCGAUUAUGCCAUCCUUGCUGCUCGUAUCGCUGUUUCCAAUCUUCAUAAAGAGACCAAGAAGGUUUUCUCUCAGGUGGUCGAAGAUCUCUACAAGUAUAUUAACCCCAAGACUGGCAAGAAUGCCUCCAUGAUCUCCGAGACAACCUAUAACAAUGUUAUGAAGAAUGCAGAACGCCUCAACUCGGCAAUCAUCUACGAUCGUGACUUCAAUUACAAUUACUUUGGAUUCAAAACCCUUGAGCGCUCUUACCUUCUCCGGAUCAAUGGCAAGGUUGCGGAGAGACCUCAGCAUAUGUUGAUGCGUGUCUCGGUCGGGAUCCAUGGAGAUAAUGUGGACAAGGCUAUUGAGACCUACAAUUACAUGUCUGAAAAAUACUUCACCCAUGCUUCGCCCACGCUCUUCAAUGCUGGAACACCUCGCCCUCAGAUGUCAUCUUGUUUCUUGUUGACGAUGAAGGAUGAUUCGAUCGAGGGUAUCUAUGAUACCCUCAAGACCUGUGCCAUGAUCUCGAAAACCGCUGGAGGCAUUGGUCUUAAUAUUCACAACAUUCGUGCGUCGGGUUCAUACAUUGCUGGAACGAACGGAUAUUCCAAUGGGUUGAUUCCUAUGCUUCGUGUCUACAACAAUACGGCUCGUUAUGUUGAUCAGGGCGGCAACAAGCGUCCUGGUGCCUUUGCCAUGUAUCUCGAACCCUGGCAUGCCGAUGUCUUUGAAUUCCUGGAUCUUCGCAAGAACACUGGAAAGGAGGAGACCCGUGCUCGUGAUUUGUUCUAUGCUCUCUGGAUCCCUGAUCUGUUCAUGAGACGUAUCGAGGAAAACGCUGACUGGAGUCUGUUCUGUCCUGCGGAGGCACCUGGACUUCAAGAUGUGUGGGGCGAAGAAUUCGAGGAACUCUAUCAUCGAUAUGAGCGUGAGGGUCGUGCCCGCAAGACCAUCAAGGCCCAGAAACUCUGGUAUGCUAUUCUGGAGGCCCAGACCGAGACCGGUACGCCUUACAUGCUUUACAAGGAUGCUUGCAACCGUAAAUCGAAUCAACAGAACCUUGGAACGAUCAAGUGCAGUAAUUUGUGUACAGAGAUUGUUGAAUACAGCAGUCCAGACGAAGUAGCGGUCUGUAACUUGGCCAGUAUUGCGCUGCCGACUUUUAUCAAUAAUCAGACGUAUGACUUCAAGAUGCUUCACCAGGUCACCAAGGUCGUGACCCGCAACUUGAACAAGAUUAUUGAUCAGAACUACUAUCCUGUUCCAGAGGCAGAGCGGUCCAACAAGCGUCAUCGUCCUGUGGGUGUGGGUGUCCAGGGUCUAGCGGAUGCAUUCAUCAAGAUGCGCAUGCCCUUUGACUCACCCGAGGCACGUCAGUUGAACAAGCAGAUUUUCGAGACCAUCUAUCAUGCGGCUUUGGAAUCAUCCUGUGAGAUGGCUCAGGAGGAGGGUACUUAUGAGACCUAUGAGGGCUCACCCGUUUCGAAGGGAAUCUUGCAACCGGACAUGUGGGGGGUAACGCCCUCCGAUCUCUGGGACUGGGAUACGCUCCGGGCCAGUAUCAAGCAGCAUGGAGUGCGCAACUCACUCUUGGUGGCACCGAUGCCUACGGCUUCGACCUCACAGAUCCUGGGUUUCAAUGAAUGUUUCGAGCCCUAUACCUCUAAUAUCUACACACGUCGAGUGCUUGCGGGAGAGUUCCAGAUUGUGAAUCCGUGGAUGUUGAAGGACUUGGUGGAGAUGGGACUGUGGAACGAUCAACUGAAGAACCGGAUCAUUGCAGAGAACGGAUCGAUUCAGAGGAUCCCGAGUAUUCCGGAUGAUUUGAAGGCGCUGUACAAGACCACGUGGGAGAUUUCACAAAAGGUGGUAAUUGAUAUGGCAGCGGACCGGGGGGCAUUUAUUGAUCAAUCUCAAUCGAUGAAUAUCCAUAUGGCGGAUGUGAAUUAUGGAAAGUUGACGUCGAUGGCGUUUUAUGGAUGGAAGCGGGGGUUGAAGACGGGGAUGUAUUAUCUUCGAACACGACCGGCUGUGGACGCGAUCAAGUUUACGGUGGAUCAGUUGUCGAUUAAUAAGGAGACGGAGCGGGAGGCGAACGAGGCUGCGAUGGUAUGCUCGAUUGACAAUAAGGAAGCGUGCAUGAGCUGCAGUGGAUAGACAAUUUUUUUAUUAUUGUUAUUAUAUACUAUUGCUAUUACCAUUUUGCUUAGAAGAGAAGAGAAGAGAAGAGAAGAGAAGAGAGAUAGUGCUGAUGUAUUCAGCUUGUUACAUUCAAGGAAAAGAAAAAAAAGAAAC